Messenger RNA from Saccoglossus kowalevskii, 427 nucleotides. Its product is annotated as glycine receptor subunit alphaZ1-like. Gene Ontology annotation, biological process: monoatomic ion transmembrane transport. Gene Ontology annotation, molecular function: extracellular ligand-gated monoatomic ion channel activity; transmembrane signaling receptor activity. The record is from RefSeq and is a predicted model, not a curated record. NCBI's taxonomy places the organism in Eukaryota, Metazoa, Hemichordata, Enteropneusta, Harrimaniidae. Gene Ontology annotation, cellular component: membrane.
UUUGGUUUUCUGGCUGUCUCAUGUUUGUAUUCAGCGCACUGUUGGAGUUUGCGUUGGUCAACUACAUAUAUCUACUGGAUAUAAGAGUUCGACCAUCGAAGCAAACCGGAACGAAGUCCGUCUACGCGACAACGGAACCUUCUUCGAUGGAUGUCAGCAAUAAUUCAUUUGUUCCAGGCGAAUACAAACCCAAAACAGACAUAUUUGCUGUAAAGUACGAUUCAUCCAGUGCGGCCACCAAGAACGGCAUAGCCAACAAUGCUGGUGAAACAUUCAAGCCGUACGUUCAAUACGCGCAACGAAUUGACCGGAUAUCUAGAGUGGUAUUUCCACUUCUGUUCACGUUUUUCAACGUUUUAUUCUGGUCUAUUUAUCUGCACGAACCUACAAACUGAACAAGGGUGCAAUUUACCAAAGUGACGGCUAA